This is a messenger RNA of Haliotis rufescens (red abalone), 1443 nucleotides long. RefSeq names its product rRNA methyltransferase 3, mitochondrial-like. Bases 46 to 1428 code for a protein of 460 amino acids. Gene Ontology annotation, molecular function: RNA binding; RNA methyltransferase activity. The record is from RefSeq and is a predicted model, not a curated record. Gene Ontology annotation, biological process: RNA processing. NCBI's taxonomy places the organism in Eukaryota, Metazoa, Mollusca, Gastropoda, Lepetellida, Haliotidae. The transcript is spliced from 4 exons.
GAUGUACGGACGGCAUUGAUUGGUUAAUAGUGUUUCCGGUUCAAGAUGUCUGCCUCCAUGGCAUCACGCUUUUGCCAGAGGUCCCUUCAAAUGGUUACAGGCAUAAAGGGAAUACGCUCUGAAUUUCAAAUAAGAAGCUAUGCGCGGGGUACCCGAAGAGGUGCACAAGGUGUUUUCACUGUUGACGAAGAACGGAAUAAAUGGAAAAAUAAAAUGACAUUUGGUAGUCCUCGCAAUAACCCCUAUGUUCCAUUUGAAAGCCAAGACCCCGUUCAAAGAAGCUUUGUUGACAGACAUUCUGAUAUUUUGAGACCAAGAGUAAUUAAAAAACCUAGAAGAGUAGUAUCCUCAGCAAACAAAAAUGACGACAAUGAAACCCUGGAAACAUCAACAAAAAGAAAACUGCCUAAAUACGAAAAACUUACAGAAGGGGACAAGCGUUUCGGCCAGGUAAUCCUUGCUGCCAAAUCAGGAAAAGAAAGAGAAAAGAAGAAAGUGGUACUCUUGGAGGGUUUCCGGCUGAUAAGAGAUGCCAUCGAUUCCGGCGCCAGUGCCAAGUGCAUCUACUUCAGUGAUACAGACUUUCUGGACCGACUCGGCGCCGUGAGACUCGGCAAUAUGGCGCUGUACAAGGUCCAGUAUAGAGACAUAAAGUCAUGGUCGGAUACACACACGCCAGCAGGAAUUAUGGCGAUAUUUGAGAAGCCGAACCAGGGCGAGUGUCCCAGCCCCCAGGCGACGAAACUCCCGCUGACCCUGAUCUGUGACAAUGUCCGGGACCCCGGGAACAUGGGCACGCUGAUCCGCACGGCGUCGGCAGUGGGCUGCCACAGGGUUCUCACUACUAAAGGUUGUGUGGAUGUCUGGGAACCCAAGGUCAUACGAGCAGGGAUGGGCAGCCAUUUCCACAUCCCCAUCCUCUCCAGCAUCCCGUGGGAGUUACUCAUCAACUAUGUGCGCGACGAUGAUGACGUUUUCAUCGCUGAGACAGCAAAACAGGAAAAAGUCCAGGCAAAAAGGAAAGCUUUCACACCGGAUGACUUCGAGCAACUCUCGGAGGAAGGGACUUACAAGAUCUCUGAAUCCAAGAUGGCCGAUUACAGGGAGAAGUAUGGGUCAUUGAUGGAGGACGGUGUGUUGGAUAUCCAUGAAGAAUAUUUACACAGUGACCAUGUCCGGCACUUUGCUCACGCUCCGAUGAGUUUCGUGGACUAUGAUCACCUGACCUGCUCGAAGGAUGGAGUGACAGUGAUCAUCGGGGGAGAAACCACGGGGGUUAGUGCCGCGGCAAGGAAGUUUGCGUACGACAGGUACGGUCAGAGUGUGACAAUUCCCAUGUCGCCCACUGUGGACAGUCUCAACGCUGCUGUCGCUGGAAGCGUCAUCUUGUACAAAGUACAUCAUCUUUUAGCUUCUAAGAGGAAAUAAAAUAUGGAAAUAUCA